Molecule: messenger RNA, 2928 nt
Organism: Drosophila ficusphila
Lineage: Eukaryota; Metazoa; Arthropoda; Insecta; Diptera; Drosophilidae
Gene: stw
Product: laccase-5
Exons: 8
Coding region: 231-2567 (778 amino acids)
Biological process (GO): iron ion transport
Cellular component (GO): plasma membrane
Molecular function (GO): copper ion binding; oxidoreductase activity
Source: RefSeq, a predicted model, not a curated record
GAUAGUGCUUCAGUUUGGUGCUUAAACGCGUUGCGCGUACUUCAUAUAGCUGAAACAAUUCAGCUGGUGUAUCUGUCGCUUAUCGUACAUACACAUAUACAUAGACUAAAUGCAUAUGUAUUUUGUGGCCAUCCUGUUUUAAGUAUACUAGUAAUUUGUACGAUCUUUCGUAAAGUGAAAGAGUUCAGUGAAUUUAAUAAAAUUGUGCAACUCAGGUUUAACAGUAGGCCAUGGAGCGCAAGGGAUUUCUCCAUACUUAUAAUUUCCUGCUGGUUAUAAUUUUAUUUACUGCAUUUCCUGAAGCUCUGGCAGUACGCGUUACCAGCACUCAGCAGAAACACCGUUUAAAAGAAAAUCAACCGGAUCUUACACCAUCAGGGUCCUUUUGGCAGCAACAUGUGGCGACGCCUAGUAGUUCAACACCCUUCGAUUCGCCCUUUUAUUCGGCAACACAUGGCCUUGUACAGACUCAUCCCUCUUUAAGUUCGAGCCCAGUUCCACUGAACAGCAAUAGCCUGGGAAGUGGAGUACCUCCGUCAAGUGUGGCUGGUAGUAAGCCAUCCUUAACAGCUGGAAGUGGCUACCUAAAUUCCCGCGGAAGUUUGCCUACUUCUGCUCGUUAUCCAGCUAAUAAGAUCACUGGGACAGUGGUCGAACCUAACCCGAAAUCUCCUUUCCGCCACUUAGACUUUUCUACUAGCGCAACUGCGGAGUUAAGGCGCAAUCCAGCACUAUCUGCUCCGGACGAAUGUGCUCGCGCUUGUCGAGAGGGAGAGCCUCCAAGAAUAUGUUACUAUCAUUUUACGUUGGAGUACUACACUGUUCUGGGCGCUGCUUGCCAAGUAUGCACUCCAAAUGCAACAAAUACGGUUUGGAGUCAUUGUCAGUGUGUUUUAGCUGACGGAGUUGAGCGCGGAAUUCUAACAGCAAAUCGAAUGAUACCCGGCCCUAGCAUUCAAGUAUGUGAGAACGAUAAGGUAGUCAUUGAUGUUGAAAACCACAUGGAGGGAAUGGAAGUAACUAUUCACUGGCACGGUAUAUGGCAGCGAGGCUCGCAGUACUAUGAUGGCGUUCCCUUCGUCACACAAUGUCCCAUACAGCAGGGAAAUACCUUCCGUUAUCAAUGGACGGGCAAUGCUGGAACGCAUUUUUGGCACGCUCAUACUGGCUUACAGAAACUAGAUGGACUUUACGGCAGUGUGGUGGUUCGCCAGCCACCAUCGAGGGACCCUAAUUCCCAUUUAUAUGAUUUUGAUUUAACUACUCAUAUCAUGCUUAUUAGCGAUUGGUUACACGAAGACGCUGCAGAGCGAUAUCCUGGACGACUGGCAGUAAACACAGGCCAAGAUCCAGAGUCAAUGCUAAUUAACGGCAAAGGACAGUUUCGUGACCCAAAUACUGGAUUUAUGACUAAUACUCCAUUGGAAAUAUUUACAAUAACCCCUGGCCGCCGUUACCGUUUCCGAAUGAUAAACGCAUUUGCUUCUGUUUGUCCAGCACAAGUCACAAUCGAAGGACACGGUAUGACAGUCAUAGCAACCGAUGGUGAGCCUGUGCAUCCUGUUGAUGUCAACACAAUCAUUUCAUUCUCAGGAGAGCGCUACGAUUUUAUUAUAACCGCGGACCAACCUGUUGGAGCGUAUUGGAUUCAGCUACGUGGACUUGGCGAGUGUGGUAUUCGUAGAGCUCAACAACUGGCAAUUCUGCGCUACGCUCGUGGACCCUAUCAACCUGCCUCUUCACCGCCAACGUACGAUGUAGGAAUUCCGCAAGGUGUGGUCAUGAAUCCUUUGGACGCUCAAUGCAACCGUCAACGAAACGAUGCCAUAUGCGUGAGCCAACUAAAAAACGCUCUUGAGAUUGAUCGCGGUAUAUUGGCAGAGAAGCCAGAUGUAAAGAUUUUCCUACCGUUCCGCUUCUUUGUGUACCGAGCAGAAGAUCUAUUCCAGCCAAACACUUAUAAUAGAUUCUUGGUGGCACCCACCGGAGACCAUGUGAUUUCACUUAUCGAUGAAAUUUCCUACCUAUCGGCACCAGCGCCGCUGACGUCUCAGUUCAAUGAUAUCAAUCCAGAACAGUUUUGUAACGGAGACAAUCGCCCCGCUGAUUGUGGACCAAACUGUAUGUGCACCCAUAAGAUUGACAUACCACUUAAUGCAAUUGUGGAAGUAGUUUUGGUAGAUGAAGUUCAACAGCCCAACUUGUCCCAUCCUUUUCAUUUGCACGGAUAUGGCUUUAGCGUCAUUGGUAUAGGCCGAUCACCGGAUUCGUCCGUAAAGAAAAUUAAUUUAAAGCACGCAUUAGACCUGGACAGGCGCGGACUACUACACCGACAGUAUAACUUGCCUCCUACGAAGGACACAAUUGCGGUGCCGAACAAUGGCUACGUUGUUCUCCGUUUUAGGGCUGAUAAUCCUGGUUUCUGGCUUUUUCACUGUCAUUUUCUAUUCCACAUUGUUAUUGGUAUGAAUUUGAUUUUGCAGGUCGGCACUAACGCUGAUCUGCCCCCAGUACCACCAGGUUUCCCAACAUGUGGUGAUCACACUCCACCAAUUCCAAUAAACUAAGACUUAACCGAGACGACAACUCCCCAAAGCCACAUGGCAAGGCAUUUUGAAAACGAACAACGAAAUUUUUUAGGAACUUAAAUGACCUACAUACAUACUGAUUGAAUAGUUUGUAAAAAGCCUAACCAAUCCCAUUAUAUGUACCAAUGUAUAUAUUUCUGUAAAAUAGCACAAAGCACAGAUAUCCUUUUUAAUAAUGAGAACACUGCCAAUGCCCAAUUGUAUAUUAAUCACAAUAUUCAUAGGAGUAUUGACGACCCUCCUUUACAUUUGAUACCCAGCAUCGUACUAUAAAAUGUAUAUAUAUAAUAAUAUGUGUGUAUUUGUAGAAACUAAAAAUACAAUACAUUUAUUUAUUUUA